CCCUGGGCCGUCGGCACCGCCACGAUCGCAACGGGGCUGCAGCGGGGCCGGGGCCGGAGCGGAGCAGCGGCGGCAGGAGCGCGGCGCGGCGCGGCUGGGCUCGGCGGGCGCGCAGCGGCGGCGCCACGGACUUGCUCCCCCGGCCGAGGGGCAGGGCCGCCGCCUGCGAACCGAGCGGGCAGGGGCGGACAGGGUGAAAGACGGACAAACUCAACGACAAACAACCCCCGGCGUCUGCACCCGCCUGACUUUUUUUUUUUUUUUUAAUUAUUUCGAAAGAAGAAAUUUACAGUGUUUUUGGCAAUUUGUGCCGCGUGUGGAGUUGUUUUCUGCACACCCCUGACAAACAAAGGAAAAGGGGGAGGGGGACCGCGUUUCGCAGAAGACAUGCGUUCCGUCAGGAAGAGGUGGACUGUGUGCACGAUCAGUCUCCUCCUCAUCUUUUACAAGACGAAAGAAAUAGCGCGGACGGAGGAGCGCCAGGAGGCACCUCUCGCCGGAGAUGGUGAACUGAGUUUGAGUAGAUCAAUGAUCAAUAGCUCUGAUAAGAUAAUUCGAAAGGGUGGCUCCUCAAUCUUCCAGCAUGCUGUAGAAGGUUGGAAAAUCAAUACUUCUUUGGUACUGGAAAUAAGAAAGAACAUUCUUCGAUUCUUGGAUGCUGAACGAGAUGUCUCAGUGGUCAAAAGCAGCUUCAAGCCAGGAGACGUAAUCCAUUAUGUACUGGACAGACGUCGCACCCUAAACAUUUCUCAGGAUUUGCACAGCCUUCUCCCUGAAGUUUCCCCGAUGAAGAAUCGCCGAUUUAAAACCUGUGCAGUUGUUGGGAAUUCUGGCAUCCUUCUGGACAGCGGAUGUGGAAGAGAGAUUGAUAGCCAUGACUUUGUUAUAAGGUGCAAUCUAGCUCCUGUGGUGGAGUUUGCUGCCGAUGUGGGAACUAAAUCUGAUUUUAUUACCAUGAACCCAUCAGUUGUACAAAGAGCAUUUGGAGGCUUUCGGAAUGAGAGUGACAGAGAAAAAUUUGUGCAUAGACUAUCCAUGCUGAAUGACAGUGUCCUUUGGAUCCCUGCUUUCAUGGUCAAAGGUGGAGAGAAGCAUGUGGAGUGGGUUAAUGCAUUAAUCCUUAAGAAUAAAUUGAGAGUGCGAACCGCCUAUCCAUCACUGAGACUUAUUCAUGCUGUCAGAGGCUAUUGGCUGACAAACAAGGUUCACAUUAAACGACCCAGCACUGGUCUCCUUAUGUAUACACUUGCCACCAGAUUUUGUGAUGAAAUUCACCUGUAUGGAUUUUGGCCAUUCCCAAAGGAUUUACAUGGAAAGCCAGUGAAGUAUCAUUAUUAUGAUGAUCUGAAGUAUCGGUACUUUUCUAAUGCCAGUCCUCAUAGGAUGCCAUUAGAGUUUAAAACGUUGUAUGUAUUACAUAACAGGGGAGCACUUAAACUAACAACAGGGAAAUGCGUACAGCAAUAAAGCACAUGUAAAGUACAAUAAGAAGUACAGAACACACACUUCAUCAUAAAGAUGUUGUGGAAUGGCAAUGGGAUCCCAGUGAGGAUAUGUUUCGAUACCCACUAAGCCAUCGGAAAAAGGAAUUUUAUUAGAAGUACAUAACCAGCUAUUAUACCUGUAAAGUGCUAUAUAACAAGAGAUCUUGACUGCAAGGGUUCAAGUAAGUGCCACUUUCACUAAGAACAAAGCUUGAAUGUAUACUCAGUAGUGUUUACAGGAUCCAGUGACACAUUCAUCAUGAAUUAAAGAAGAAAAAUACAGCCUGCUUACUGCUGACUUGCCAAUGUGGUCUGACAGCCCACAGAAGUCCCCAGUGGAUGGAACAUUUUCUUGAGCAAAUAAACCAGGCUUUGGCAGAAAAGGUCAUGAUGCAAUUGAGUAGAGAAAGUGAAGUCCAUAAGAUCAAACAAAUCAGUAAAUGCCUUCAGUCAGAGGACCGUUUCUGAUCUUGUAUUAUAACCUCAGCUUUUGUUGCUGUUUUUCUUAUUGCUGUUCGUUGGGUUUUGUUGCUUUUAAGUAUUGGAGCCCUUAAAGGAUUUUGAGGAUGUUAUGAGUAAUUAAUAGUGUAUAUCUUACGGAAUUGUCUUAGGAAAAAAAAUCAUAAGGGUGGGAGGGUGAAGGGAAACAUCAAAUAUUUCAUCAAUUAUUAUUGUGUUGUGUCCUGCUGUCACACAACCCUUAAUGACCCAAUCAUUUUUCUAGCUACCACUGUUAAUACCACUACAUGGAACCACUCAGACAUCAUUUUGAUGCAUUUUUGAAGAAUUUUUUUUUUUUUUCUAUAGAGUUCAGAUUUGAAGACGUACAAGAAGGUGCCCUUAUUUUUGGUACCAAAGAUUACUCUUGCACACAUUUUUUCCUUCCCUUGAAGAAAUGGUGUAGAUUUAGUAUGAUGUUUCUUUGCUGCUGAAGGGAACAUAUUCUUUAUGUUAUUUAAAUCUUUGAAUUAAGCAUCUCAAAACAAAACUUCUUUACUGACUUUGCAUAUAGAAUUUAAUUCUUCAAAAAAAUCUGCAGGAGUAAAGAAACUUUCAUACAUUCAAAUACAUAUAGAUACAAUUUUUAUUCCUGAUUGAAAGGAAAACACAAAGUCUAAAAGAGCUCAGGUGGCAUUGGAACACAUCUAAAGAAAAAGAAAAAGAAAAAAAAGAAAAGACCUAGCCAAUUAAAUGGAAAAUAAAAUAACUGUAGAUCAAACAGUUCUUUUAAAACUUAAAUUUCUAAUGGUGUUGGAUGAUAUCUCUCUAAUAUACCUCUUUUGUAUCAGCUGACGCGUAAUUGACGGAAAUAACAGAUCUGCAUUGUCUCACA
This is a messenger RNA of Falco peregrinus (peregrine falcon), 2817 nucleotides long. RefSeq names its product ST8 alpha-N-acetyl-neuraminide alpha-2,8-sialyltransferase 4 (gene ST8SIA4). The coding region runs from base 388 to 1467 and encodes 359 amino acids. Lineage: Eukaryota; Metazoa; Chordata; Aves; Falconiformes; Falconidae. Gene Ontology annotation, molecular function: alpha-N-acetylneuraminate alpha-2,8-sialyltransferase activity. Gene Ontology annotation, biological process: N-glycan processing; oligosaccharide metabolic process. The transcript has 5 exons. The record is from RefSeq and is a predicted model, not a curated record.